Dentiscutata erythropus is the source of this 600-nucleotide messenger RNA. The record is from the annotation of a GenBank genome assembly. NCBI's taxonomy places the organism in Eukaryota, Fungi, Glomeromycota, Glomeromycetes, Diversisporales, Gigasporaceae.
AUGAAUCAUUUUUUGGAGUAAUGGACAAUGAAUUUGACCUAAAUGCUUCAGAAGAUAAAGAAAUGAACAAAGAUUUUUGGGCUAAAAAUGCAUCACGUUGGUAUCGUUUAGGUAUUCAACUUAAUUCCAAUAAUGGUAAAUUUUAUCAUCAUUUGGGAAUUCUUACAGGUUACAACGAAUUUAAGUCACUCUAUUAUUUUUGUAGAAGUCUCUCGGUAAACACUCCUUUCUUAGCUGCCCGUGAAUCACUUAUUGCAUUAUUUGAAUCAAAUAGAAAACGUUUUUCAAAUCUUACGACAAAUAAACAUAAACAAAAGGGUCGUCGUGGUUAUUUGUAUAGAGAAAAUUCUCAACCAAAAUCGGUUGAUGUUUUGACCAAAUUACCAAUUGAAUGCUUGUUUUCCAGAUUACAUGGGAUGCUUUUCACUAAAAUUGGGCUUGAGAAUUUUGAAAAUAUUCUUAAGAUCUUUUUAGAAAAAUUAAAUAAAUGGGAAAAUCCUUGUUCAAUAGAUGACUCAAAUGAAACUCGAUGGCUAGAAACUUAUUUGAAAAUGGCAGUUAUAAAUCUUUCUAGCUUGUAUAAUUACGGGAGUAAAGAAG